This is a messenger RNA of Cavia porcellus (domestic guinea pig), 2272 nucleotides long. It is a transcript of the gene Cd38, whose product is annotated as CD38 molecule. The coding region runs from base 149 to 1021 and encodes 290 amino acids. The record is from RefSeq and is a predicted model, not a curated record. NCBI's taxonomy places the organism in Eukaryota, Metazoa, Chordata, Mammalia, Rodentia, Caviidae. Gene Ontology annotation, biological process: positive regulation of B cell proliferation. Gene Ontology annotation, molecular function: NAD+ nucleosidase activity; phosphorus-oxygen lyase activity. The transcript is spliced from 8 exons. Gene Ontology annotation, cellular component: plasma membrane.
AAGGGAAGCAAAGAAAAGCAACUGAGAGGAAAGGGGGAGGUUUUGCCUGAGAGAGGUCAGUGCUCUCCUCUCCUCCUGCCCAGCCUCCUGUUGCCUCCCUUCCCUUGUCUUAGCCCCGGCCAGCCACACUGCCUUCUGCUUUAGUCUCAUGGCCAACUACGAAUUCAGCCCAGUGUCCGGGGAUGAACCCUGCUGCCGGAUCUCUAAGAAAUGCUGGGUCCUCCUCUGCCUUGGUCUCCUUGUCCUGAUCGCCAUCCCGGUGAUCGUAGUCGUAACCCUGAAGUUGGCCCGGAAGCCCGUGGUGUGGAAUGGACCCGGCAGCACGCGCAACCUGUUCCACAUCGUCCUGAGCCGGUGUGACAACUACACGCAGCAGCGUGGACAGCCGGACCUCAGACGUGAAGACUGUCCCGAAAUACGGGAUGCAUUCAAAAAUGCAUUUAUAUCAAAGAAUCCCUGCAGUGUUACAAAAGAAGACUAUGAACCAUUAGUUCGCUUGGUCAAACAAACAGUGCCCUGCAACAAAAGCCUGUUCUGGAGCAAGACGAAGGAGCUGGCGUAUCAAUUUGCCAAGGUGCAUGACAUGUUCAGGCUGGAGGACACACUGCUGGGCCACAUGGCCGACAACCUGAACUGGUGUGGAAACAGCAGCUCUGCUGAAUUGAACUAUGAAAAUUGCCCACGUUGGAGUGAUUGCAAAAAUACAGCUGUCUCAGCGUUCUGGAAGGCGAUUUCCCAAAAGUUUGCAGAGUCUGCCUGUGGUGAGGUCCAUGUGGUGCUCAACGGGUCCUUAGAUGAACCAUUCAGUAAAAAAAGCGUUUUUGGAAGUGUGGAAGUUUUUCAUUUUGAUCCAAAGAAAGUCAAUAAAUUACAGGCCUGGGUGAUUCACGACAUCGGACAAACCUACAGGGAGUUAUGCGAAAGUUCCUCCCUCAGAGAACUGAAGUCAAUUGUGGAGGCACAGAAAAUCAAAUUUCACUGCAAGGAUACUGCAGGCCUGCCAGAUUCAUUAAAUGCAUGAAAAUCCUAAUCAUUCGUCUGUGCAUUUAAGAUCUGAGCUACAGCUGUGUUAGAUCUUGGACAGCUUGUGGUACACAAGACUCAGCAACACACCAGUGAGAGCUGCCAGCCUGGGGGAGCCCUCAGUCCAAAAGGACAACACCAGAGACAGAAGCUCUGCUCUCACAGUACUGAGAUAGCUUAUGUUGUCAGCAUAGCUUUUUCUUGUGUUCUGCUAGUAUUCAACAAAAAAAUUGUGCAAAAAUUAGAAUGAAAAUUUUAUAUUGGUAUUUUUUAACUUUCAUGUUUUGCUUUUAUGUGCUUUAUAUGUUGGUACCUUCUUUUCAGCCGUGCUAGGGACUAAACCAGGGUCUCAUGCGAGCCACUGCUGUACUACACAGCUACACCCCAGUCCAGCUGGGAGCAUCCUUUCUGUAGAAAAAUGACCACACCAUAUUUCUCUGUAACACAAGAAGAUGAGGCAAAUAAAAUGCUCAAACUUUUCAGAAGACAGUAGAAUCUACACAACCAUCUUUAUCUCACGGUCUAUUUUUGUGCCCUUCCAAGGCCUAAAGUCACACAAUUAGUAUCAAGGUAGAAGCUGGAUUGGAACUCAGCUCUGUCCAGCUCCAAAAUCUGGGGAGUCUCCCCUUCAAGGCACAGAACACUAAGCUAACAGCAUGUUAUGUCCUCCAGCAAAUGUGUGCUAGGUGAAAUUAAGCACAAUACAUUCUAGAAUGUGAUUUUUCCAGAUGACACCAAAACAAAUUCAUUUUUUCCUCCUCAUGUUCAGUGUCUUACAGAGUCAGCUGUCAAAAUGUAUUUGAUACUCAUACUGGCUGUUUACAUUUUAUUCCUCUUUUUUCUUACAUUAGUCUUUCUUGAGAUCUAUUCAUUUUAUCAGUUUUUAAAAGAAUCAACAUUUAGCUUUGUUGAUUUUUUUUCUAUGUACAUGCCUUUUGCUCUUUAUUUUUAGAAAUACAAAAAUUUCUUCUAAUUCCUCUGAGUGUCUUUACUCAGUUUCUUGAGAUAAAAGCUCAGGUAUUGAAUUUUGAGCCUGUUUUCUGCCCUUUUACACACUUUUUUGGACUAUAAAUUUUCCUCUGAGCCCUGCGUUAGCUGCAGUUCUUAGAUUUCAUUGUCUUUUUGGACUAUCAUUCUGACAGAAGUGUUUUCUGAUUUCAUUGUUAUGAAGACAUAUUUUUCUGGAGAUUUAUUAUAUUUUUUGAAAACAGAUGUGUUGAAUGAGAAUUAAUAAAUGAAGUAAAAUCUU